AGAUGAGUGUAUAUUUGAUGGCAGCGAUUCAUCUGCUUGUUCUGUUUGUGACAUCCAUUUCCCUUGAUGUUGUGUUCAGUUCUGAGGAGGAUCGUAGCUAUGCCAAAGAGAUUACAAGUGCAGCUCAAAAGGACAAAGAUUGGUUGGUUUCAGUGAGAAGGAAGAUUCAUGAACACCCAGAACUGGCUUUCCAAGAACACGAAACCAGUACUCUUAUCUGCAGAGAACUUGACAAGCUUGGCAUACCUUACACAUACCCAGUUGCAAAAACCGGCAUCGUUGCUCAACUUGGCUCUGGUUCUCGUCCCAUCAUCGCUCUUCGGGCUGACAUGGAUGCACUCCCUUUGCAGGAGCUUAUUGAAUGGGAACACAAGAGCAAAAUUGACGGAAGAAUGCAUGCAUGUGGACAUGAUGCUCACACGACAAUGCUACUUGGGGCUGCAAAGUUGCUGAAGCAGCGGCAAGAUAAAUUUCAGGGAACUGUGAGACUUCUUUUCCAACCUGCUGAGGAGGGAGCUAGUGGUGCCUCUCAAGUGAUAAAAGAAGGAGUUCUUCAGGAUGUAGAAGCAAUUUUUGCUGUUCAUAUUGAUAGUAAGACACCUACUGGAGCCAUAGCAUCCAUUCCAGGGCCUUUUACAGCUGCUGGAUGCAUCUUUGAGGCAAAAAUUGUAGGAGUAGGUGGUCAUGCUGCAUCACCCCACAAGAAUGUAGAUCCAGUGCUGGCUACAUCAUUUGCAAUAUUAGCACUGCAACAGCUUGUCUCAAGAGAAAGUAAUCCUCUUCAGAGUGAAGUGCUAUCAGUUACUUAUGUCAAAGGUGGGACUGCGUUAAAUGUGAUCCCAUCCUAUGUAAAAUUUGGAGGCACUCUGAGGAGUCAGACAACUGAAGGCAUGUACCAUUUCAGACAGAGAUUAAAGGAGGUUAUUGAAGGACAGGCAACUGUGCACAGAUGUAAUGCAUAUGUUGAUUUCAAAGAAGAGGACCACACUCCAUAUCCAGCUGUUGUCAAUGACAAUGAUUUACAUCUGCAUGUGGAAAGAGUUGGCCAACUUCUUCUUGGUCCAGAAAAUGUCCAUGCAUCCAAGAAGGUGAUGGCAGGUGAAGACUUUGCAUUUUAUCAAGAAUUGAUUCCUGGAAUAUUGUAUCACAUUGGAAUCAGAAAUGAGAAAGUGGGAUCAAUUCACUCCCCACACUCCCCUUUAUUCUUUCUUGAUGAGGAAGUUCUUCCAAUAGGGGCAGCUUUGCACACUGCUGUUGCUGAGUUGUAUUUAAAUGAGCACACUUUGAAGUAAAAUUCGUCUUAUUAUUACUGAUGCAUGCAUCGAAGAUUCUGUAUAUUUAAGGAACAUGUUGCAUAUCUCAUUAAAUUGCUACAUUGGUUCUAUUGUUAUGCUACGGCUACACCCAGAGAAAAGUGAUUUUAGAAACCAUGUGAUACCGCUGUGCCUUGAAUAAAUUUUAAGCGAU
Gastrolobium bilobum is the source of this 1467-nucleotide messenger RNA. Its product is annotated as IAA-amino acid hydrolase ILR1-like 5. Gene Ontology annotation, molecular function: IAA-Ala conjugate hydrolase activity. Gene Ontology annotation, cellular component: endoplasmic reticulum. Gene Ontology annotation, biological process: auxin metabolic process. The transcript is spliced from 5 exons. Bases 3 to 1292 code for a protein of 429 amino acids. NCBI's taxonomy places the organism in Eukaryota, Viridiplantae, Streptophyta, Magnoliopsida, Fabales, Fabaceae. The record is from RefSeq and is a predicted model, not a curated record.